Molecule: messenger RNA, 3129 nt
Organism: Naegleria fowleri
Lineage: Eukaryota; Heterolobosea; Eutetramitea; Acrasida; Naegleriidae
Exons: 2
Coding region: 1-3129 (1042 amino acids)
Biological process (GO): intracellular sterol transport
Cellular component (GO): endoplasmic reticulum membrane; plasma membrane; endoplasmic reticulum-plasma membrane contact site
Molecular function (GO): sterol transfer activity; sterol binding
Source: RefSeq, a predicted model, not a curated record
AUGAGAAGACACUCCACCACAACCCAUUCUCCCUUAUUACGAACUCCUCCAUUCCAUCACGAAAACUCCUCCACGACGGACCCUUCCAACACAAAUCAAUUUCAGACACAGCCCUCUCAGUUGUCGAACGAUGACCGAUCAUCGCCUCUGAUCAGCAACAAUGCGUUCUCAGAAGCUGUUCCAACAUCAAAAUUUCAAAAAGAAACCUUUCGAAAUCCGAAAAGUGAGACUCCAGUACCUCCAUCACCCUCUCGUGAAGAAGACCCAACAACGCCUCCUUUCGUAGCUACUGCAACAGAGGAGGCGUCAUCAUCAAACCAACCCAACACUACUGGAAUAAUACUCGAAGAGAAAACGACGAAACCAACAACAACCACUCAACACCCAACUACGGCGGAGAGCAUUUGCGCUGCUGCUUCCAAGUCGUCGUCCUUCUUAUCGCCCUCUAAAAAAAGUGUUGCUUCUCUUCCGACUGGUUCUUCUCAUACAAUCUCAUCAACUUCACCACCGAUCAAAACAAAACAGCAACAACAACAAUCAGGCAAAACCUCUUCUACUGCCAUGGCAAUGGAUAAGUUUCCUUCUCCGAGUGAUAGCAGUGGUGGAUUGGUGAUGAGUGAUGUAAUGGUUCAGGCAAACACUCCAUCUGCUCAGCAACAACAAGUAGAGACUGGAGGUUCACCUGCAUUAUCCUCUCCGAUAGCGAUCAAGAACGCUUCCAGCAAAGCCAUUGACGAGUUUUUAUCAAAAUCACCUUCUAACAGAGAUGAUUCAGUACCAUCUUCUACAGAUAAAACUGUCAAUUACAACAUGGCAAACUCUCGUGCUGAUGAAAGUGAAGAGAGUGAAGAAGAUAUUGAAGAGGAAGAAGAGGAUGAAUACGACGAAGAAGAAAGUGACAAUGAGGAAACGGAGCAAGAAUCAGAGGAAAACAAAUCUUCAAUGCGUGAGACUUUGACUUCAACAAGAGCUGCUUUGGAUAUUGAAGAUUUGAUGGGAGUAAAAACGAUGAUUUCUCCCAAAGACUUGCAAACAAUCUCAUAUGAAGUGAAUGAAAAAUUGAAUGAAUCAGUUCAAAAGGAAUUCAAUUUAGGACCUGACGAACAAGUAUUAGAUUCUUUCCUUUGUGCAUAUUAUGAAAGCAAAAUGCCACAACAGGGCAAAAUGUAUAUUACCCAAAAUUUUGUUUGCUUUUCCUCAAAUAUUUUUGGAUACAAAAUCAAUCUGGUAAUUGCAUUCAGCGAUAUCAAACGUAUUGAAAAAAGAAUGACAGCCAUGAUUAUUCCAAAUGCUAUUGAAAUAUUUCUUAAGGACAAUACUUCACAUUUUUUUGGCUCAUUCGUUUUCAGAGAUAAUGUAUAUAAGGUGCUUCUUGCACUCUGUUCUCUUCAUGCUAAAGCAAGAGGAAAUAUCUUACUCAAUUUACAAAACACUAUACCUCAAACAAUGGAAUCCAAGCAAUCAGAGCAACUUUUAAGUACGGAAGAUGAGAACGAAGAGCAAGAGGAUGAGCCAAACAGCGAUAAUGACCAAGAAUAUGAUGAGGAAGGAGAUGAAUCAGAUGAUGAACAGACUGAGGAUGAUACUCAAUUAGUUGAACUUAAUUCUCAACCUAUCGUGGAAUCGCUACCCAAAAAUAAUGAUGCCAACCAACAGCCAUCUUCGAUGGGAACUCCAACCAAAAAUGGCAAAACGGGAGACUCUGGUGAAUCUAACAACAACGGCAGUAAGGAGAACUCUAAUUCAGGAGGGGAUGACAAGAAAAACGAGAAGAGUGAAAAGAAUGAGAGGAACGAAAAAAACGAUAGGAAUGAUAAACAAGACAAUAAUGAAAAUAACAACAAUCAAGAGGAAGAAAACGAUGAUGAAGACGAUGAAUUCGAUGGCCUUUACCCUGAAGAGGAUGACAAGAUAACUGGUAUUCAAGAGUUACCAGCAGGAGAUUUCUUUGCCGAUCCUGAUAAAAUCAAACCUAAGGAAAUUGUCACUGAUAUUUUACCUGUAAGCAUAACAGAUGCAUGGUAUAUUCUCAAGUCAGAUAAUACUCAUUUUCAAAACGAGCAUCACAAGUCACGAGAAGAAACGAACGUACAAUAUACGCCUUAUGUAAAAGUGGCGAAUAAUCCUGGAAUUAUGAGAAAAGUAUUCUUUGUGGCCAAAAUUAAUAACUCCAUUGGUCCAAAAAGCAGUAGAAUGGAAUGUGUCGAGCGGGCAGUUCUCUGUAAAGGAAAGAAGAAAAUUAUUAAUCAAAUUAGUACUUUUGGCCUCGAUAUUCCGUUCUCUGAUACCUUUAGGGUUAAUAAUUAUUGGAUUUUCGAGGAUAUUGAUGGGAAGUCGUGCUCAAUUAAGAUCUUGUCAGGUGUCUAUUUCUUGAAAUCUUCUUUGUUGAGAUGGAAAAUUGAAGAAGCUGCCGAUAAGGAAUCAAAAACAGCUUUAACAUUAUGGAUGGCUCAGGCAAAGGAAACAAUUACUAAUGCAAAAGCAAGUGGAGAUUUACCAUCGCUCAAGAAAUCCAGCAAACCAAAGAAGAAGAAGGCUCCAUCCAAGGAAACUAAACGACGUUCAAAACGUAAAUCUAUCAAGUCAGAAGCAGCCUCUACAUCACCAACAGCUGCCUCUGCCAAAGCAAUUGAUUUCUCCAGUGCUUCACAACAAGCAGCUAAUCCUUUCUCCAGCCCUUCUCCAUUCACAUCACCUCCUUCAACACCAGAUGCAGAUAUGCUCUCCAAGGUUAUGAAUUUUAUUUUCAACAUUCCUACCUAUCUAUCCUCCAAUAUCAGUCUUCCAGCAUGGGUAUUUCUUUCCAUAAUACUGAUGUUAAUAUUUUUAAUCUUCUCCCAACAAUACACCAUCAUUCAAACGGUGAAACAUUUGGAACACAAUGUACAGACCUACAAACAACAAGCAGUACUCUUUGAGCAAGAGCUCAAUCACCUUGUAUUUAAUAUUUCUGAGCUUAACACGAGCAAGAUUGUGGAGAGUAGCAGGCAAAUUCAGAACCAGCUGUCUGAAUGGUUGGCAGCCAAGAACGAACUGUACAAAUCCCAUAUCGAUAAUGAGCUUCUCCAUUCGCUUCUGUAUGAACUAGCUGAACUGAAAAAUCUCAUCAAAAAGAAGGAUGCAGGUUAA